Molecule: messenger RNA, 501 nt
Organism: Closterium sp. Naga37s-1
Lineage: Eukaryota; Viridiplantae; Streptophyta; Zygnematophyceae; Desmidiales; Closteriaceae
Source: the annotation of a GenBank genome assembly
AUGCGAACAGAUGCCCUCGUCGCAUGGGUCGCACAGUCCGACGCCCGCGUGUAUGCGACGGAUCGCUUCAUCUUCAACAAGACGACCGAAGGAAUCGCACUCGACGUCAAGCAGGACUGGCACGUGCUGGGCGGCAGCCAGACCACGAACCAAUCCACGGGCGACACGUGGACCACCGUCCACGUGUGGCGCAAGCUGGACACAGGCGACUGCAACGACCGGCCCAUAGUUCCCGGGACGCUUCACAACGUCAUCUGGGCGAUGGGCGCCACGACUGACCAGGCAGAGAAGCAGCCGGCGCAGCAGGCGCAGCAGCAGGAGAGCAUGCUGAAUUUCACGUUCACUAAUUAUCGGCUGCCAACCGACUUCACGACGUAUCGCUGCAAGGUGGUGGACAUUGCUCUCAAGGCCAAGACUCAUGCGGUUGAGUGGGGUGUCAUACACAACUCCACCGACAAUAAAGCCAUCCAUCAUGCAAUCAUCUACGGCUGCAAACCGUAA